AUGGACCAGAUUGAAAAAGUGGAAGCAGACAGAUGGUUAUUUGUAAUCAUCAUCACCGUUGUGGGCUGCGUGUACGAUUUAGCUGUCCUUUCCAGCUCUCCGGUCCCCCAGUGCCUUUCCAGAGAGCAAGGUGUAGCUGUGUCAGAAGCUUUUGCCCUUCUGAGGCUUUGCUUCUCAAAAUGUGAGGGUGUUUGCACUGCUGUGGGGCUGGCAGAGGGGAGCGGCUCCCCCUGCAUUGCCGUUGCUGCUGGUGGGGCUGACCCCUCCGGGGUCCUGCUCUCCGAGGAGAUCAGCUGCACCGUGGUCUUAGCGUGGGCCGGUGAGUCCUUCUUUCCCUCAUUUAUUGCAUUAGUGCUACGGGAUGACUUCCGCCAAAACCCUACAGAUGUUGUGGUGGCAGCUGGAGAGCCUGCCAUCUUGGAGUGCCAGCCACCCCGCGGACACCCUGAGCCUACCAUCUACUGGAAGAAAGAUAAAGUCCGUAUUGAUGACAGGGAAGAGNNNNAACAGAUACGUGGUGGGAAGCUGAUGAUCUCCAAUACAAGAAAAAGUGAUGCCGGCAUGUACACGUGUGUUGGAACAAACAUGGUGGGAGAGCGAGACAGUGAUCCGGCAGAGCUGACUGUCUUUGAACGGCCCACGUUUCUCAGGCGACCGAUUAACCAAGUGGUGCUGGAGGAGGAGGCUGUGGAUUUCCGGUGCCAGGUGCAGGGGGAUCCCACGCCCACAGUCCGGUGGAAGAAAGAUGAUGCAGACUUACCGAGAGGAAGGUAUGACAUCAAGGAUGACUACACUUUGCGCAUUAAGAAGGCCAUGAGCACAGAUGAAGGAACCUACACGUGCAUUGCUGAGAAUCGAGUUGGAAAAGUGGAAGCCUCUGCUACCCUCACUGUGCGAGCUCGCCCCGUUGCUCCUCCACAGUUUGUGGUGAGACCACGAGACCAGAUUGUAGCCCAGGGUCGAACAGUGACUUUUCCUUGUGAAACUAAAGGAAAUCCCCAGCCAGCUGUUUUCUGGCAAAAAGAAGGAAGCCAGAAUCUACUCUUCCCAAACCAGCCUCUCCAACCCAACAGCAGGUAUUCAGUGUCGCCAACAGGAGACCUCACUAUUACCAACAUUCAGCGGUCUGAUGCAGGCUACUACAUUUGUCAAGCACUGACGGUUGCUGGAAGCAUUUUAGCAAAGGCUCAGCUGGAGGUUACUGAUGUCUUGACAGACAGGCCUCCACCCAUCAUCCUCCAGGGGCCGGUCAAUCAGACUCUGGCAGUGGAUGGGACAGCUUUGCUGAAGUGCAAGGCAACCGGUGACCCCCUUCCUGUCAUCAGCUGGUUAAAAGAAGGAUUCACCUUCCUGGGCAGAGACCCUCGAACAUCCAUACAGGAUCAGGGAACACUUCAGAUUAAAACUCUGCGGCUAUCAGAUACUGGGACUUACACUUGCGUUGCUACAAGUUCCAGUGGGGAGACAUCUUGGAGUGCUGUGCUGGAGGUGACAGAAUCUGGUGGAGCAACAGUCAGUAAAAAUUAUGAUAUAAAUGACCUCCCUGGACCACCAUCCAAACCUCAGGUCACUGAUGUUACUAAGAACAGUGUCACCCUGUCCUGGCAACCAGGGACCCCUGGCAGCCUACCAGCUAGUGCAUAUAUCAUUGAGGCUUUUAGUCAAUCUGUGAGCAAUAGUUGGCAAACGGUAGCUAACCACGUGAAGACCACUCUCUACACUGUGAGAGGACUGCGCCCCAAUACAAUCUACCUGUUUAUGGUGAGAGCUAUCAAUUCACAAGGUCUGAGUGAUCCCAGCCCUAUGUCAGAUCCUGUCCGAACACAAGAUAUCAGCCCACCAGCACAAGGUGUGGAUCACAGGCAAGUCCAGAAAGAACUGGGAGACGUCAUUGUACGGCUGCAUAAUCCUGUUGUGCUGACACCCACGACGGUUCAAGUCACCUGGACAGUUGACCGCCAAUCGCAGUUUAUUCAGGGCUACCGAGUAAUGUAUCGCCAAACAUCUGGCCUACCUUCUCCAGCUGUAUGGCAGAAUUUGGAGGUCAAAGUCCCAACUGAGCGCAGUGCUGUCCUCGUCAGCUUGAAAAAGGGGGUCACUUACGAAAUCAAAGUUCGCCCUUAUUUCAAUGAAUUCCAAGGAAUGGACAGUGAAUCAAAGUCUGCUCGUACCACAGAGGAAGCUCCAAGUGCCCCUCCUCAGUCUGUUACAGUCCUGACAGUCGGAAACCACAACAGCACAAGCAUCAGCAUCUCCUGGGAUCCUCCCCCUCCAGAUCACCAGAAUGGAGUCAUCCAGGAGUAUAAGAUCUGGUGCCUAGGUAAUGAGACUCGAUUUCAUAUCAACAAAACAGUAGAUGCAGCCAUUCGGGCUGUAGUAAUAGGUGGCCUAUAUCCAGGUAUUCAGUACCGCGUGGAAGUUGCUGCAAGCACCAGCGCAGGUGUGGGAGUAAAAAGUGAGCCACAACCCAUAAUAAUUGGAGGUCGUAACGAAGUUGUCAUCACUGAAAAUAACAACAGCAUAACUGAGCAAAUCACUGAUGUUGUCAAACAGCCUGCCUUUAUAGCUGGCAUCGGUGGUGCAUGUUGGGUAAUUCUGAUGGGUUUCAGCAUCUGGCUCUACUGGCGCAGAAAGAAGAGGAAGGGGCUCAGCAAUUAUGCUGUCACUUUCCAAAGAGGAGAUGGAGGACUAAUGAGCAAUGGAAGUCGACCAGGUCUAUUGAAUGCAAGUGACCCCAGUUAUCCGUGGCUUUCAGACUCUUGGCCUGCCACAAGUCUGCGGAGCACUAGUGGACCCAAUGAUCUUGGCAAUUUCGGUCGUGGAGAUGUGCUGCCACCAGUGCCAGGGCAAGGAGAUAAAACCGCUACUAUGCUUUCUGAUGGAGCCAUUUACAGCAGCAUUGACUUCACCACGAAAACUAGUUACAACAGUUCCAGCCAAAUAACACAAGCCACGCCAUAUGCCACCACCCAGAUACUGCAUUCCAACAGCAUCCAUGAGUUGGCUGUUGACUUACCUGAUCCUCAGUGGAAAAGCUCGAUUCAGCAGAAAAACGACCUGAUGGGAUUUGGUUACUCUCUCCCAGACCAAGGCAAAGGCAACAAUGGUGGAAAAGGAGGGAAAAAGAAGAAAACCAAAAAUACUGCCAAGCCCCAGAAAAAUAAUGGUUCAAACUGGGCCAGUGUUCCACUCCCACCACCUCCCGUGCAACCACUUCCAGGCACAGAGCUGGAACACUAUGGGGUGGAUCAGCAAGAAGCAGGAUAUGACAGUGAUGGUUGGUGUCCGCCUUUGCCAGUUCAGACCUACCUGCAUCAGGGCAUGGAGGAUGAGCUUGAAGAAGACGAUGAUCGUGUUCCCACACCUCCUGUCCGAGGAGUAGCUUCAUCUCCUGCAAUCUCCUUUGGGCAACAGUCAACUGCAACCCUCACGCCUUCUCCACGAGAGGAGAUGCAGCCAAUGCUUCAAGCCCACCUUGAUGAAUUAACAAGGGCUUACCAGUUUGAUAUAGCAAAGCAGACAUGGCACAUCCAAAGCAAUACACAACCUCCUCAGGCUCCAGUUCCGCCCCUAGGAUAUGUAUCUGGAAACCUUAUUUCAGAUUUGGAAACAGAUGUUCCAGAUGAUGAUGAUGAUGAGGAUGAUAUUGAAGAAGAAACUGUAGAAAUCAGUAGGCCGCUAAGAGGUCUAGAGCAUACUCCAGGAUCCAGUAUGGAUAAUCUAGACAGCUCUGUGACAGGUUCAAUGGUAAAUGGAUGGGGUUCUGCGUCUGAUGAGGACCGUAACUUUUCUAGUCAUAGAUCUAGUGUAGGUAGCUCCUCAGAUGACUCGAUCUUUACCAGCGGCAGUUUUGCACAAGCACUGGUUGCAGCAGCAGAUAAAGCUGGUUUUAGGCUGGAUGGAACCAGCCUGACAAGAACAGGCAAAGCAUAUCCUUCCUCUCAGAGACCUCGGCCGAGCAGUCCUUUUUCCACUGACAGCAACGCCAGUGCAGCUGUCAAUCAGAGUCAGAGGCCAAGGCCCACUAAAAAACACAAGGGAGGACGGUUGGACCAACCCCCCUUGUCUCAUCGUAGGGAGGGACUAACAGAUGAUCUUCCACCACCACCCGACCCGCCCCCUGGUCAGGGUUUAAGGCAGCAGAUAGUCCCCGGCCAGCGUGGAGGCUCGGCAGAGAGGAAAGGAAGCUCUCUUGAGAGGCAGCAUGCACCGAACGUAGAUGAAACAAAGAGCUCCCUGGACCGGCAAGCUAGGACAUCACUAGAGUGGCAGCGGCAGACCCAGGAGUGGAUAAGCUCUACAGAUCGCCAAGAAGAUUUCAGGAAAGCCCAACACAAACAAGCCUUCGGAUCAGAAGAGGCACUCGUACCGUAUAGUAAACCCAACUUCCCAUCCCCUGGCGGCCACAGCUCUUCAGGAACAGCUUCUUCUAAAGGAUCAACCGGACCUAGAAAAGGUGAAGUCUUGCGAGGAGGUCACCAACGCAAUGCCAGUGACCUUCUCGAUGUAGGCUAUGUGGGAUCAAACAGUCAAGGACAGUUUACUGGUGAAUUAUAGUAGUUGAGAAGACACAUUGCAAGCUGCUCUGAUGGACCAUCAGGUCUGAACUCAUGGAAGUGAUGACACUAAACAGUGCAAUGAACAUUUUCUUUAUUUAUGUACUAUUAAAAGAACUGUAAAUGCAAUGUAAAGACACACAGCCACACAUAUCCCACAGAUACUUUACUUGUGUUCUUCUCUUUAAUACACCAUCCACCUUAAACUAUUCCUUGUCAGGAGUAUAUAA
Messenger RNA from Tauraco erythrolophus (red-crested turaco), 4786 nucleotides. The record is from RefSeq and is a predicted model, not a curated record. Lineage: Eukaryota; Metazoa; Chordata; Aves; Musophagiformes; Musophagidae.